AUGGAAUUCCGACAUUCUAUGGGAGUCUGCUGGAACUCAUGGGGGAGGGUAAAGUACUGCAAAUAUUGCUCAUUAUGUGAAAAACAAUGGACAAUAUGCAAAAACAUGGCAGCCAUUCUAUGGUCAACAUUGGAACUUUAUGGGAUUGAGAAUAGGAUUAUGGCAAUCAUGAUGGAUAAUGCAAGCAACAAUGACACCAUAAUGGAGGCAAUUGAAUCAUGGUGCUGUGCUGCUGGCAUCAAAUUGUCUGCUCAGAAGUCCUGCAUGCACUGUAUGCCCCAUACAAUUCAUAUUGUGGCAAUCAAGCUGCUUGAGGGUAUUGGAAUCAUAUCAAAAGACAACAGUGCUCAGGCUCAAGCCACCAACUAUCAAGAUGAGGUAAAUGUGGAGGUUGAGUGUGAUUAUGACAUGGAUAUAGCCCAGGAGAUGGAAGGGGAAGAUAGUGAUGUUGUCAAUGAGAGCCUGUCAAAUGAUAUCCAGUUGGCUGUUUACAAGCUUUGUAAAAUUGUAUGCUCUGUUCAUGCAAGCCCUCAGUGUCACCAACAUUGGUAUCAAGAAGUUGACAGGAUGAAUGUGCAGCUCUUUCUGACUGAGAAAAAGUCUGCAUUGAUGCUCAUCCUUGAUGUUAAGACCUGA
Molecule: messenger RNA, 636 nt
Organism: Laccaria bicolor S238N-H82
Lineage: Eukaryota; Fungi; Basidiomycota; Agaricomycetes; Agaricales; Hydnangiaceae
Exons: 5
Coding region: 1-636 (211 amino acids)
Source: RefSeq, a predicted model, not a curated record